AUGGAAUCUGCCAAUAUAGUAGUUAAUGAUACUUCACUUUUGCAGAUUCCAAGUCUUGACAAUCCAAACAAUCUGACACCUGAAGCCACAAAUGUUGACGAUGAUGUCAUUAACGAUUCAAUUACCUCUCCCACUCCUCAAAUACAUAGACAUGGAGCAAAACAAGUCCAAAAAGACCAUUCUCUCCGUAACGUAAUUGGAAAUGUUCAUCACAGACUAAAGACACGGAAACAAGUGUCUGAAGAGAUUAUGCGCAACAAAGCUAGACUUGAUGCUCAAGGUUACAGGCAAAUUGAAGGGUUAGACUUUGAUAAGACUUUUGCUCCCGUUGCACGGUUAGAAGCUAUUCGUUUGCUUUUGUCAAUUGUGUGCCAUCUCAUGUUCAAGCUACAUCAAAUGGAUCUCAAGAGUGCCUUCUUAAAUGGCGUUCUACAGGAGGAAGUAUAUGUUGAACAGCCGGCAAGAUUUAUAGAUCCUAUCAAUCCUUAUCACGUUUAUCGUCUGAAAAAGGUACAACAAUUCAAUGAAGGGAUAUUUAUCUCCCAAACCAAAUAUGCAAAAAACCUUGUCUCUAAAUUUGGUAUGGAGUUUGCUAAGGCCAUUCAAAAUCCUAUGAGUACCAGUGAUAAACUUUGCAAAGAUUCCAAGGGCAAAAGUGUGGAUCAAAAACUAUAUCGAAGCAUGAUUGGUAGCCUGAUCCCAAGGAAUCACAUUUGUCUACUGUCAAGCGAAGUCUGCGCUAUGUAA
This is a messenger RNA of Prunus armeniaca (apricot), 747 nucleotides long. The record is from the annotation of a GenBank genome assembly. NCBI's taxonomy places the organism in Eukaryota, Viridiplantae, Streptophyta, Magnoliopsida, Rosales, Rosaceae.